AUGGCCGCCUGCUUGAUCGGGCUGGUGCUGUGGGGGCUGGCGGCCGGGGACUUGGCGCGGGCCCACCGGCCGGACUUGCUGGUUUUCUCGGCGCCGGGCGCCGGCCUGGCCCACUUGGCCGUGCACCGGGAGACGGGGGUGGUCUUCCUGGGCGCUGUCGACCGGGUCUACAAGCUGUCGGCCAACCUCAGCCAGCUGCGGGUCCACGUGACAGGACCGGUGGAGGACAAUGCCCGCUGCUACCCACCGCCCAGCGUGCGAGCCUGCUCCCAGGGCCUGGCGCCGGCCGCCAACGUCAACAAGCUGCUGCUGAUCGACUACGUGGGCCAGCGCCUGGUGGCCUGCGGCAGCGCCUGGCAGGGGGUGUGCCAGCUGCUGCGGCUGGGCGACCUCUUCAAGCUGGGCGAGCCCCAGCACCGCAAGGAGCACUACCUCUCCAGCGUCAACGAGUCGGGGGCCACGGCCGGGGUGGUGGUCCCCAGCCCCGAGGCUCCCGGCGAGAGCAGCCUCUUCAUCGGCACCUCCAUCGCCGGCAAGUCCGAGUACUUCCCCACCCUCUCCAGCCGAAGGCUGACCCCGCAGGCCGAGGAUGCCCGCAUGUUCGGCCUGGUCUACCAGGACGAGUUCGUCUCGUCGCAGCUGAAGAUCCCAUCGGACACCCUUUCCCGCUUCCCGGCCUUCGACAUCUACUACAUCUACGCCUUCGCCAGCCAGCGCUUUGUCUACUUCGUCACCCUCCAGCUUGACACCGAGCUGACCUGGCCGGAGGCCGCCGGCGAGGCCUUCUACACCUCCAAGAUCGUCCGGCUCUGCGCCGGGGAUGCCAAGUUCUACUCCUACGUGGAGUUCCCCAUCGGCUGCACCCGAGACGGGGUGGAGUACCGCCUGGUCCAAGCUGCUCACCUGUCCAAGCCGGGCCGCAGCCUGGCCCGCUCUCUGGGCGUCUCCGAGGAGGAGGACAUCCUCUUCGCCGUCUUCUCGCGGGGCCAGAAGCACCGGGCCGACCCGCCGGGCGAGUCCCUCCUCUGCCUCUUCACCUUGGGAGCCAUCAAGGAGCGCAUCAAGGCCCGCAUCCAGUCCUGCUACCGGGGCAACGGCAAGCUCUCACUGCCCUGGCUCCUCAACAAGGAGCUCGUCUGCAUCAACUCGCCUCUCAGGAUUGAGGACGAUUUCUGUGGGCAGGAUUUCAACCAGCCGCUGGGGGGCACCCAGCCGGUGGAGGGUAUCCCACUGUUCCAGGACAAGACCGACAGGAUGACAGCCGUGGCCACGUACAAUUACAAUGAGCACACGGUGGUGUUCAUCGGAACAAAGGCUGGUUACCUCAAGAAGAUCCGAGUUGACGCUGUGCCACGGCCUUCCCACAAUGCCGUGCUCUACGAGGUGGUGACGGCCAUGGAGGGGAGCCCGAUUCUCCGCGACAUGUCCUUCAGCCCCGACUUCCAGUACAUCUACCUACUGACUGAACACAAGGUGGGACGCAUCCCGGUGGAGAGUUGCGAACAGUAUGGGACCUGCCCCAAGUGUCUCAGCUCCGGAGACCCUCACUGUGGCUGGUGCGUCCUGGACAACAGGUGCACCCAGAGGAGCGAGUGCCACCGAGCUGACGAGCCCCAGCGUUUCGCCACCGAGUCCAACCGCUGCGUCCAGCUCACCGUGCGGCCAAACAACCUCUCCGUCAUGAUGCCCGACGUUCCGCUGAUUCUGCGUGCGAGGAAUGUUCCGGAUCUUUCGGGAGGUGUGAGCUGUUCUUUUGAAGAUAUCUCAGAGAGUGAUGGGGUGAUCGAGGGAAAUGAAAUACACUGUGUUUCACCAUCACUGAAGAAGAUCCCACUUAUCACCAAUGGAUAUGGGGACAAACAUGUUAUCAAACUCCACUUGAAAUCAAAGGAGACAAACAAGCUCUUUGCCGUCACCUACUUCGUCUUCUACAACUGCAGUGUCCAUCAGCUAUGUCUGUCCUGUGUCGGAGGACCCUACCCCUGUCACUGGUGCAAAUACCGCCAUGUGUGCACGCACGAUGCAGGGGAUUGCUCCUUCCAGGAGGGCCGAGUGAACAUGACUGAG
Molecule: messenger RNA, 2067 nt
Organism: Carcharodon carcharias (great white shark)
Lineage: Eukaryota; Metazoa; Chordata; Chondrichthyes; Lamniformes; Lamnidae
Product: plexin-A1-like
Exons: 8
Biological process (GO): regulation of cell shape; negative regulation of cell adhesion; regulation of cell migration
Cellular component (GO): semaphorin receptor complex
Molecular function (GO): semaphorin receptor activity; protein binding
Source: RefSeq, a predicted model, not a curated record